Messenger RNA from Arabis nemorensis, 321 nucleotides. Lineage: Eukaryota; Viridiplantae; Streptophyta; Magnoliopsida; Brassicales; Brassicaceae. The record is from the annotation of a GenBank genome assembly.
AUGAAGAUUUGGUUGGUGCUACUACAAAAGGGAGUUAGGCUUUUAUCAAUGCUGUUUGUGAUUGUCGCAUCUGAAUUGGUGAUGAAAGCUGGGUUCUAUCUACAAUCUGGUUUUGGCGUUUUUAGGCUCAGGACUACAAAGAGAAGAACCGUAACAGAGGAUGAGGAGAAGCAUUCACACUAUGGAAAGAUAAAGGAUGACGUAAUGCAGACCAAGUCUUUGGAGUUAUCUGAUUUGAUUCUAGACCAUGGUUCAGAGGAGGUUAUAGUGUCAAUCUUGGCCACAGAUCUUGUUAUACAACCUCAGCAAAUGGAGACUUAA